Aspergillus welwitschiae is the source of this 385-nucleotide messenger RNA. RefSeq lists its product as uncharacterized. The coding region runs from base 14 to 244 and encodes 76 amino acids. The record is from RefSeq and is a predicted model, not a curated record. The transcript is spliced from 3 exons. NCBI's taxonomy places the organism in Eukaryota, Fungi, Ascomycota, Eurotiomycetes, Eurotiales, Aspergillaceae.
AGAUCUUGCAACAAUGAGGCACCCCAGCGACACCUGGACAAAACCAAAAUUGGGGAAUCCGGGAAUCCAGGAGCCGAUGGGUGGGAAACGGGCAAAUCGUCGGACAAGACUACUGUACUGUUCUAGCUCUCGUAGGGUUGUGUUGUGUUCGGCUGACGCAGAAUUUCCCGCUGGUGCUUGCUGCUUCUCGCCGCGCAUCGAAACCCGGAUCCCCCAAUCCUGCUUUGACCUUGGCGCAGCAUGAUUCGGCUCCACGCUGAGGAUUUGACCAGGCUAAACGUGAUCAUGCGUCUUUCGGAAUGUGAUGAUCACCUUCUGAGGUCCCUGAUCGCGGUCAAUGGGAGACCCAGUGGGGACCUGGUAACCUGCAGACCAGGGGUAGGGC